Molecule: messenger RNA, 634 nt
Organism: Oncorhynchus kisutch (coho salmon)
Lineage: Eukaryota; Metazoa; Chordata; Actinopteri; Salmoniformes; Salmonidae
Product: DELTA-actitoxin-Afr1a-like
Exons: 2
Coding region: 119-523 (134 amino acids)
Biological process (GO): pore complex assembly; monoatomic cation transport; cytolysis in another organism
Cellular component (GO): pore complex
Molecular function (GO): channel activity
Source: RefSeq, a predicted model, not a curated record
GUGUAGUUGCAUGUCAGCACUAGUUAUAUGUAUAGCGGCACGUUAAUUUGUUAGUGCUCUUUCGUUAUUGAAAGAGGAAUGUAUACUUAUCACGCUGCGCCUUGGUCUCAUCGUUACGAUGAACGUGACACUAACCUAUGGUCUACAUGAACAUAAGACCCUUGCAGCCUACUGUGGGAUCCUCAAAAAGAGACAUCAGCACGUUCACAAGACCUCUGACACAGCAAAGGGAGCCGUUGGUGUUUUCACCUAUGAGAUGUUCAGUCCCUCCAAGAAGAAGCACACUGAGAUAAUAGCUGUCGUGUUCUCUGUGCCCUAUGACUAUAACUGGUACUCCAACUGGUUUGCAGUGGGAGUCUUCAACAGGGACAAAGGCUGUGAUGACCCUCUUUAUGAUGAGAUGUAUAACAGUGGGCAGAGGAAAUGUCAGGCAAGGUCAAGCAAAUGGCUCCAGUAUCAUGUGACCAUCAAGGCCUCAACAUCAAACAGUGGCUGUGCAGUCGUGAAGGUGUGUGACAAUUGACAGCGUAGACAUUACUAAAGAUAAAUCACUGAUGGUGUCCAAGUGUUUAUAUGCAAUUUCAAUUAGAUUUUUCCAGAAUAACUUUAACUCUAGUCAAUAAAUGGCAAACUA